This is a messenger RNA of Phialemonium atrogriseum, 577 nucleotides long. RefSeq lists its product as uncharacterized. Lineage: Eukaryota; Fungi; Ascomycota; Sordariomycetes; Cephalothecales; Cephalothecaceae. The record is from RefSeq and is a predicted model, not a curated record. The transcript is spliced from 4 exons. Bases 60 to 515 code for a protein of 151 amino acids.
AAGAGCUAGACUUCGCGUAUAGUUGGUGGUAUCGCUGGCCGGACGCUCAUCUGAACUAUAUGCGCGUACGGGCAUACGAUCAUGGCACGAAGUCCCUGGGCAGAUUUAUAAGCGCGUUCAAAUGGGCAAGGAGCAAUGUAGAACAUCCAGGAGGGUUCUCUUGGCUACUCCGCCCAUUUGCUCUGCUAUACCUCCGUUGGGCAAAAGGUUUUCUUACACACAAAGAUACACGAUCGCUAAUAACGAUGUCGCGCAUGGCAUUGAUCAUGUGGGAAGGAGUCAAGGACAAACAAUGGACAUUCCUAUCGCCUCCCGGUUUACUCAGGGACAAAGGAGUGCGCACGGGGAAAUAUGAGUUGCACAUUGACGGCGAGGAUGGCACAGCAGACGUUGCGGUUCAGGGUGGCAUUUACAAUGAAGACAUGGCCGUUGCUAUCGUUGACGAGGUGGAGAAUAGCAGGUUGACGUUCAAGCACUGGAGUUGCACCGGAGAGAUCGACCUAAAAGAAUGGUAAGACAUCUUUGCAGACAAGCUACGCUGGCCUGGGCUAGGCUCCUGGUAGAUAGGAUAGACGAG